GACAGUAGUGACACUGGCAGUGUUGACGAUUUCAUAAUUUGAUUAUUGUUAUCUUUUGUUAUUGUUGAUGAAGUGAUUGAAUAGUGAAAUGCGAAAUGAGAGUGAAAUAAUCGACAACAAAAUCAUGCAGAUGGAAGAAAAAUCAAAUAAUGAAGCUGAAGUAACUCCAUUAGAAAAUGUUUGUUCCGGAUGUUUAAAUGUAAUAGAUGAAGAUGAAUUCAUUUCUGCACUGGGUCAAGAAUGGCAUAUGGACUGUUUCAGAUGCUCUGCAUGUGAUGCAGCUUUAUCAAACUGGUAUUUUGAGAAGGAUGGAUUACUGUUUUGUAAAGAUGAUUAUUGGACCAAAUAUGGGGAAGCUUGUCAGCAAUGUAGUCAGAUAAUAACAGGACCUGUCAUGGUAGCAGGUGAACACAAGUUUCACCCAGAAUGCUUCUGCUGUGGCUCUUGUGGUGCCUUCAUUGGAGAUGGGGACUCAUAUGCUCUUCUUGAGAGGUCCAAAUUAUAUUGCGGACAGUGUUACAAACGGCAGAUGCAACCGUUACAGAAGACUGCAAGAUUUCCAUUCACAAGAAAACCACAUUCCAUUAGACUUGUAGAAAUUCCAGGCGGACAGAAAGGUAUCAAAUUGUCGAAGAAUACUUUUCAUGGAGGUAACAGCCAGUGUUUUACAGUUUCAGAGUUGCUAUGGAGAGUUCGAGGGAAGCUUCUUCAAAUGGCUUUAGCGUUUCUAACAUCUGCUUAUAAUAUAUGCUGCUACUUAUUGCCUCCUCAUAGGUUAGAAGUGAACAAUGACUUGAUGUCUCUACACAUUGGUGACAAAAUUUUGGAAAUUAAUGGGUUGCCUGUGAGAGACACGCCGUUGGAAAAUGUUGAAAAUCUUCUGAGAUAUUCAGAUACGGUGUUACAGUUGACGAUAGAGCAUGAUCCGGAAGCAAUACCAAGCAAUAUCACGAAAUUUCCAGUUCCAAAUACCAAGUUACCUCUUACAACUACCUCCAGUGAUACGAACAUUCCAAACUUAGCGGAUACUACGACAGAGCCCAAAUGUUAUGUUUCCUCAGAAUCCAUAAAUAUCGAUGUCGACACUAGUAAUACCCAAACUCCUGAAAUUGAAUCGCAUUCCAUACUAGACGACGAAACUCCCAAUGAAAAAUGUGUUCCUAAAGCCGCCAAAGUGAGAAUUGAAAACAAAGAGAGGUUGUUUCGAAGAAAGGACGAAGGGUAUAUGAGCGGAACGAGAUCACGACAGUUGAGACGGAAAAUUCACCAACCUGAAAAUAAGCAGUGUCUCGAUAAAGAGAGGAGUUCUUCAAUGAGUCGAUUGUUGGAUGAAUCUCCUAACUCUAAAAAAGGACUGGAGUUGUCGAGAGCUUACUCUUUUUUGGAACCCAGGCCACAACAAAGAGUAUUCAGGGCGUCAGAUCUCGUCAAAGGGGAACUUUUAGGACAAGGAUUUUUUGGCCAAGUUUUCAAAGUAACUACUCGGGAUACAGCCGAAGUUAUGGUACUUAAAGAGCUGUAUCGUGUUGAUGAAGAAGCCCAAAAGAAUUUCCUGAAAGAGGUUGCCGUACUGAGAAGUUUGCACCACAACAACGUUUUGCGGUUUAUAGGAGUUUUAUAUAAAGAAAAACGAUUGCACCUGGUCACUGAAUACAUUUCGGGAGGAUCCCUCACUGAACUUCUACACGACUCGAACCAACCUCUCCCUUGGGAACAACGAGUUUCUUUUGCCAAGGACAUUGCUGCUGGAAUGGCUUACCUUCAUUCCAUGAAUAUUAUUCACAGAGAUCUCAACUCUCAGAAUUGUCUAGUGCGCGACGAUAAAUCUGUUAUAGUGGCUGAUUUCGGAUUGGCACGGAUUAUAUCGCAUGCCACGAAUAGUGCUAGAAAGGUUUCUCCGAAGAAUCAAACUAGGAGGCAAGAGCGAAAAAAGCGGUAUACUGUAGUCGGAAAUCCAUAUUGGAUGGCUCCUGAAAUGAUGAAAGGGAACAAAUAUGACGAGAAGGUCGAUAUAUUCAGCUUUGGAAUAGUAUUAUGUGAGAUCAUAGGUAGGGUACAGGCUGAUCCGGAUUUUCUUCCAAGGUCCAACGAUUUUGGAUUGAAUCAAGUGGUGUUCAAGGAAUCAUUUUGUAGUUCGUGUCCUGAACCAUUCUACAAGAUUGCUUUUUUAUGCACAGAUUUGAAUCCAGAUAAAAGGCCUCCUUUUGAAGUGAUGGAAGUGUGGCUGGAAUCUUUUUCUAUGCAUCUAUCUGUAGGAAUGCCGUUACCACCAGACCUUCUCUUCGAUAUCCAACAUUAUCGAGGCCUGAGCCCAAGCUCAUCUGGCAGUAACACUCCCGAAGGUAUUCCUUCCGGUCAUAGAAGUCCAGCCCUAGAGCCGAUUUGUGAAGGGAAACUGGCGAACAUCAAACGGAGUUCUGAUAAAAUAUACAAAAGUGAUGAAAAAAUAGAAAAACAGAGCAAUGAUAACUUGAAGUCUAUCAUCAAAGUUUCUUCUGCAGAAAAUCUGUUGAAUAAUAGAAAAGAAAAUUAUAUAAAACCUAUAAUCAAAGUAUCUAGCAGUGAUACUCUGUAUGAUGACAAACCUGAUAGACUCGAAUUCACUACGAAAAGUUGCGAAAAUAUGCUUUCUAAGAAUGAGCUAAAUCUGAAUGAAAAUUUUGAAGCUGAUGAAUUAGAUUCUGAAAACCCCAGAGGAUUUCCUGAUUACGAAAAUAUUGAUUUUCUCAAGAACGAUACAGCAUUUGCAGGAGUGACAGAAAAGCCUAUUUGUAUACAAAAACUGUCAGACACUGAACUGAUAAAAUGCGAUAAGAAUAUGUUCAGUACCGGGUUUCAGCCCAAAAUCAAUAACGCUUCCACGCCUCAGGACAAUAACCUUCGCGAAAAUUACCUCAAUGUCACUCUGAGAAGAGUUCCUAAAAAUUUUACCAGAAACCGUUUAGUCAAAGAGAAAGCAGAUGAGGAACACCAAGCUGCAAGAGAACGGAAGAAAUUCUUAGGCAAAGCUUUCGAUUUAAAACCGUUUCCUGUAUCCAGUGAUAAAGUUUCAAACCUUAACUUGGAUAGUAUACGGCUGAAAAGUGAAACAUUACCAUCACAAGUAACUGAAAAAUUUGUUGGGAAUAUUAAAAAUGUUAACGUGGAAAAGCAGACACUGUUGCCUUAUCAAAGACAACUGAGCAGUGUAGAAAAGUCCAAACAGAAUGAUCCAGAUGGUGUCUCUUCAAGUACGAAAAGUGCAUUACCUAAAUCAGAAUCAAAUAGUGAGAGUGGUUCUAGUUUGAUUAGACACCGUUACUCGAAAGAUUCUGGUGAUAGUUCGCUAUUAAAAAGGACUCCCUUGUUACAAAGGCGAACUGCAUCUAAGCCUGAACAUUCCGAUGAUUCAGCAAGUAAACCGCAUUAUUGGUUGCCUAAACAGACUCCCAAUACUUCUUUCGGCGAAAAGAAAAAUGAGGAUGACCAAAGAAUUGAUGCUCCGAAUGACAAGCAGUCGUACAGCACUGUCAAGCAAAAGUUUAUUUCUAGCUGCGAAAAAUCUUCACUAUUGAAUAAACUCACGCCAAUAUUGCAGAGACGCAAGGGAUAUUUGAACAUAGAAGAUACGUCGAAAAAAUCUCUUGGAUCUGGUAGUACCGUGAAGAAUAUGGUGGAAAAUUUCAAUCAGAAAGGGGAAUUGGCCUUCGGCGGUAGAAGAAAUUUCGGUAGGAGUUCUUUGAAAGUGUCUGGUUCCCCAAAGAUCAACCUAAAACAUGUAGGUAGAAGUAGUCCUACUGAGGAAUACACGUUUUUAUAGUUUUCUAUACAACCAGUUACUUGAAAACGAAGACAGACUUUGAAUUUCAUUCCAUUAUUUUGAAGUACUAACCAAACUAGUUCAGACACUUAUCGUUUUCCAAAAUUCCCUACACUCUUUAAAAUAUUGAAAUCCGCGAUAUUUUAUGAAAUAAAAAACGAGGGAAAAUGCAAAGUUGCAACUUCAUACACGAUAAAAUAUUUUGAGUUGAUUUCAACACUGAGUUCACAAAAUUAUUUGUCAAUAUAAUAUGUCCACCCCGGAUUGUGUAACUAUUAUACUCAGUCUUCGAAUUAUAGUUAC
Messenger RNA from Phaedon cochleariae (mustard beetle), 4102 nucleotides. The record is from the annotation of a GenBank genome assembly. NCBI's taxonomy places the organism in Eukaryota, Metazoa, Arthropoda, Insecta, Coleoptera, Chrysomelidae.